UCGGAAAAUUCACUUUUUUUCAACGUUAAAUCUGUGUGCGCAUGUGCAAGUGAUUUACGGAAAUCUGCGGUGUUUUAUGUGCGCGUAAAUAUUUGCGUUUAUUAAGAACACGGGAAAUUUUUGUUUGAGUGUUGAGUUGAAUCUGCGACAUUUGUGCAAAUAUUGUAUUUUCCACAUCGCAAUAUGAGUAAUCAACAAAAUAUGCCUGGACGCGUCCGUUCGGGUGAUAGUAUCCGAACACUGGAGUCUUUCGAUUCGGCCAAGGAGGAACGCAUUCGGAAAAUGUUUAGUUGGAGUAGUAAUGCCAUACGCGACAAUUCGGCGAUGAGCGAGCGCGUGGAGCCUGUAACACCAGGCCCGGAUUUAGUCGAUGUGGAUGUGCAAGCACCACCGCCUACAGGCGGCCAUCUUCCUCCGCCAUUGAACACGCAGCAGUCGACGAUAUGGACGCGCAAAUCGCAGGCGGUGUGCGUUCGACACGCGUACAAACAUUAUGGAUCCAACAAGAAUCCGAAUCAUGUUCUCAGCGAUUUGAAUAUGACAGUUCAAAAGGGCACAAUUUAUGGAUUGUUGGGUGCUUCCGGAUGCGGUAAAACCACACUCCUUUCAUGUAUCGUCGGUCGAAGACGACUGAACGAAGGUGAGAUCUGGGUCCUCGGAGGUCGACCAGGUACUAAAGGUUCAGGUGUGCCUGGUAAACGAGUCGGGUACAUGCCGCAAGAAAUUGCUCUCUACGGAGAAUUUACCAUCAAGGAGACCAUGAUGUACUUCGGAUGGAUCUUUGGUAUGAAGACUGAGGAGAUCAACGAACGACUGCAGUUCCUGCUCAAUUUCCUUGACCUUCCCAGUCAGAAUCGCAUGGUGAAGAACCUCAGUGGAGGUCAACAACGUCGUGUAUCUUUCGCUGUGGCACUUAUGCACGACCCGGAACUGCUGAUUCUCGACGAGCCGACUGUUGGAGUGGAUCCUUUGUUGCGACAGAGCAUCUGGAAUCAUCUGGUGCAGAUUACCAAAGAUGGUAACAAGACCGUCAUUAUUACCACGCAUUAUAUCGAGGAAGCACGACAAGCACACACUAUUGGUUUGAUGCGCAGCGGUAAACUUCUCGCUGAAGAAUCACCUCAACGUUUGUUGAGCAUCUACAACUGCUCAUCACUUGAAGAUGUUUUCUUGAAGUUGUCACGUAAACAAGGACAAGUCACCGCAGCAGUUCCAGAGAAUACCAAUAUCAGUACCAAUAUGAACAUGGCGCUCAACUGGGAUAAAAAGAAUGAAUCUGUUUGCGUUACUGAUGAGAGUGGUGUUGUUGGAUUGAACUUCCACCAGAGCAAAGAAGUGCUUAUACAUGAAAGUCAAAAUGGACAUUUAGAUAAAAUUGGUAAAGGAGGACCAAAAGACGAUUCGCCAAUGUGUGACGAUUGCAGCUGCUCGGAUAUAACAUCCGUGGGUAAAAUCAAAGCCCUUCUGCAGAAAAACUUCCUGCGGAUGUGGCGUAACGUCGGCGUGAUGUUGUUCAUCUUUGCGCUGCCCGUGAUGCAAGUGAUACUCUUCUGUUUGGCCAUUGGACGCGACCCCACCGGACUCAAGCUGGCCAUCGUCAACCACGAAGCAAACUACACGAAUAUGACCUACCAGGGCUGCAUGUAUGAAACCGGGUGUAAAUUCUCGAAUCUCAGCUGUCGAUAUCUAGAUAAUUUGAAAAACACAACCAUUGUCAAAGAGUAUUAUCCUGAUCCGGAAUCAGCUAUAAAUGCUGUUAGAACGGGGAAUGCUUGGGGUGCAUUGUAUUUUACUGAGAACUUUACUGAUGCUUUGGUUGCAAGAAUGGCGCUGGCGAAGGAUGCUGAUGAGGAAACAUUGGAUCAGAGUGAAGUGCGAGUUUGGCUUGAUAUGUCAAAUCAACAAAUUGGAAUCAUUCUUCAAAGAGAUUUGCAGUUGUCUUAUCAGGACUUUGCUAAGAAUCUGUUGAAGGAGUGUGAACAGAACACUGCGAUCGCCGAUGUACCAAUCAGCUUCAAAGAACCCAUUUAUGGAAGCUCCAAACCAUCUUUUACUGAUUUUGUUGCUCCUGGUGUUAUUUUAACGAUUGUUUUCUUCUUGGCUGUCGCUCUGACAUCCUCAGCUCUAAUCGUGGAACGCAUGGAAGGAUUAUUAGAUAGAUCCUGGGUCGCUGGAGUCUCCCCAGGUGAAAUCCUCUUCUCCCACGUCGUGACCCAAUUCGUAGUGAUGUGUGGCCAAACCGCCUUGGUGUUAAUCUUCAUGAUCCUUGUCUUUGGAGUGCAAUGCAAAGGUGACAUCGGUUGGGUCAUCUGCCUUACCAUCCUCCAAGGUCUCUGCGGAAUGUGUUUCGGUUUUGUUAUCUCCGCCGUUUGUGAAUUGGAGCGUAAUGCUAUUCAAUUAGCUCUGGGUAGUUUCUACCCAACGCUACUGUUGAGUGGUGUCAUCUGGCCCAUUGAAGGUAUGCCAACGGUGCUGCGCGCUGUUGCUACCUUCCUGCCAUUAACAAUGGCUACCACUGCGUUACGAGCAAUGCUAACGCGUGGUUGGGAAAUCGUCGAGAAGGAUGUUUACAUGGGUUUCGUCGCCACGAUCACAUGGAUCGUCCUCUUCUUGUCAAUCAGCUUCCUCGUGCUCAAGUUCAAGCGCGGGUGAAUGCGGCAUUUAACUUAUAUAGCCUUAUAUUAAUUACUUAAAUUAAAGCGAGAAGCGAAACGUACGCAAAUGGCGACCGAGCCGCACACAAAUUCGGAAUUGGGGAAUUAAAAGAGAUAGCUUUCAAUGGAAAAAAAUUAAAAUGAAGAUUCAAGGAUGUUGUAAAAGCGUUUCGAAACAAUUCUUGUUAUUAUACAACGAAAUGAAACAUUUAGUCAUUAAAUGUCAAUAUUUUCUUGUUUCUUGACUGUUACCGUAAUAUUUAUCUGAUAGAAAUUGUUCUUUCGCUUUGUCUCUGUCACAACAUUUACUACUUAACGCACUACUUGAUUGUUGUCUUUUUCUUUGCCUCUCUCUCUGUACCUUAAUAACAUUUGGGUUUUGUUUAUUUUUUUAAUAUUGUGUGUGUGUGUGGUUUUCUACUAAUUCACGAGUGUGUUGCUUUUGUAUAGAAUGUGUGCGUGUGGAUUCAGACGUAAUAUCGAUCGAGUGCUCAAUAAUUGUUUAGUUAAUUGUAAUUUUCUUAUUAUUUCUGUUGUUAAACAAGAUUAGAUGUAUCUUAGGUGACGAGGAGGUGUGAUGAAUGUGAAUAUUAUCAUAUAUGAUGUGUAUAUUACAAAAUUUAAUUGAUUGUGAAUUUUUUAAUUCGAAAUAAAUUGAAUAUUUUAAACAAA
This is a messenger RNA of Dalotia coriaria, 3326 nucleotides long. It is a transcript of the gene snu, whose product is annotated as ABC-type transporter snustorr. NCBI's taxonomy places the organism in Eukaryota, Metazoa, Arthropoda, Insecta, Coleoptera, Staphylinidae. Gene Ontology annotation, molecular function: ABC-type transporter activity; ATP hydrolysis activity; ATP binding. Gene Ontology annotation, biological process: transmembrane transport. The record is from RefSeq and is a predicted model, not a curated record. Bases 184 to 2652 code for a protein of 822 amino acids. Gene Ontology annotation, cellular component: membrane; ATP-binding cassette (ABC) transporter complex. The transcript is spliced from 8 exons.